Messenger RNA from Mytilinidion resinicola, 1468 nucleotides. RefSeq names its product 30S ribosomal protein-like protein S7. The record is from RefSeq and is a predicted model, not a curated record. NCBI's taxonomy places the organism in Eukaryota, Fungi, Ascomycota, Dothideomycetes, Mytilinidiales, Mytilinidiaceae. The transcript is spliced from 3 exons. Gene Ontology annotation, cellular component: ribosome. Gene Ontology annotation, biological process: ribosomal small subunit assembly; translation. Gene Ontology annotation, molecular function: rRNA binding; structural constituent of ribosome; mRNA binding. Bases 144 to 1154 code for a protein of 336 amino acids.
AUUCUACAAUCCAUCAGCUUUGUCCGUUGUUCUAUAUAUUUAAGUCAUGGCAUCAUCUUGUGAUGCACGUGACCUCGUCAAUUUGGACGUCUAGGAAUCUUCAUCGCACCCGUCUCCUAGACCACGACCACACACGUCCCAUCAUGCCUCCCCGAUUAAACCUCCUCACUGUUCCGCGAACAAUCGCAUACCGACCAAAGGUUGCCGCCUCUUCCCUACGCAAUGGCGCCCUGACAAGGACAUCACCACUAUAUCGCAACUACUCCGACUCGAAAGACACCCUGGGAGCAGACCGAUCCAAGGACCCCACAACUCAGCCAUUGGGUGGCGUCAGUGAGGAGGCGGCCAAGACGGCUGAUAUAACAGGUUCGAAAGGCCCUGAGCUGGAGCAGGGAACGCCGGUAGAAGAGAUCGUGAAAGACGAUAAGGAAGCGCAAUCAAAACUCCCGAAGGUGAUGCAAGAUAGCAUCAAGAGCCAUGGACCCAAAGGCUCGCGGUCUUUCUCCACCUCCGCCAGGCGCUGCGACUUUCAAACCGAGGGACUCAUCCACGCGGAGAUGCCACCACCACUGGCUUCCAUGCCUCCCGGCGUGAAGUUUGGGCUACCCACACUGCCAGUCCCAGCGGAUGCGCAUUUGAAGUAUCGUUAUGACCCUGCGGUGAAGCUGUUCACCAAUCUGAUUAUGGAGCACGGGAAGCUGAGUGUCGCGCAACGGAAUAUGGCCCUAAUUCUCACCCACCUCCGGACCUCUCCUCCUCCGACUAUCUCUCCACUAAGACCGCUUCUCCCCGGAAGCCCGCCUCCUUCCCAUCUUCCUCUAAACCCGACGCUCUACCUCACACUCGCCAUUGACUCGAUCGCGCCACUUCUCCGUAUCAGGUCGCAGAAGGGUGCGGCUGGUGGAGGUGUGGCUUUACAGAUCCCUGUGCCUCUGGGUCUACGGCAGCGAAGAAGAAUUGCCGUCGAGUGGAUCCUCGCAGCUGCGACAAAGCGGAAGAAUCGGGGAAGUGGCAAGGGCGGAUUCGCGUUGAGACUGGCGGAAGAAAUCAUUUCGGUUGUGGAGGGCAAGAGCAGUGUGUGGGAGAAGAGGGGCAUGAUUCACAAGCAGGGUGUGGCAGCACGAGCGAAUUUGAAGUUGGGCAUCAGGCGGUAAGGGCGUGGGAUUCUGGUGAUUAUACUUGGAGUGGGGCAUUCUGGUGUCUUGGAAAAUUGGUGGCUGUAAAUAUACAUAAAUGUUCGUCUUAUCAGGGCACGUGGGAAACGCGUGCUGUUAUUGAGUUCACACUCGGAGCUUGAGUACGUUUACUCUGCUUUCACGGGUUGGAGUGAAAAGAUUCACAGGCAGGUCUUGGUGAUGCAUUGAGAAAUGUUCACUCCAUUCCCACGUCUAAUUCCGAGAUCUAGCCUUGCACCUACCCUUUGUACUGUACAGUGUUCAACGAUUCUCUUACCAACCAAUACAGCUAG